AUGACCAAGGCCACCAUGACCAGUGACACCAUAAACAGAGACAUCGGGGACAGGGACACCGGGGUGAGCAGGGUCAGCAGGGCCAGGGACACCAUGGCCAAAGCCGCCAUGACCAGUGACAUUGGGGACAGGGACACUGGAGUGAGCAGGGACACCGGGGCCAGGGACACUGUGGCCAAGGACAACUGGGCCUGGCUGGAGGAGCAGGCGCAGCGGCAGGGCUGGAGCAAAGCCACUGAAGUGGGGGGCCGCCGGACACCCGAGGGGCUGGUGGGGUUGCUGCGGGAAGGGACGGCAGCCGUCAUGGUGGAGGUGAACUGUGAGACGGAUUUUGUAGCCAGAAAUGCCGAAUUCCAGCGGUUGGUGGAGCAAGUGGCGCUGGGCACCAUGGCCCACUGCCGCGCCGCCGCCACGCUGCCCGCCUCCUGCAGCAAGCACUUGCUGCAGCCGGAUGAACUAGCCCAGCUCCGGACAGAGUCUGGGGGGGCUCUGCUCAGCAACCACCUCGCGCUGGCUAUAGGGAAAUUAGGUGAAAACCUGACCCUGCGCCGCGCUGCUUGGCUGAGGGUGCCGGAGGAGGACGGUUACAUCGCCGCUUACGCCCACGGGUGGCUGCCGGUGCAGGCACCGGUGGCCAUGGGGACGUACGGGGCGUUGGUGGCCUGUCAGGUGACGGAACCGCGUCCCUCGGUGACGGUCCUGGAGGAGGUGGGACGGAAAGUGGCCCAGCACGUGGUGGGGAUGGCACCCACCGCCGUGGGGACCCCCCAGGACGAACCCCAGGGGGAGGCAGAGACGCGGCUGUUGGCGCAGAGUUUCCUGCUGGAGCCCGCUCUCACCGUGGGGCAGUUCCUGGCGGCACGGGGGGCACUGGCCGUGCGGGACUUCCUGCGCUUCCGCUGCGGCGAGGAGACCCCCGCUCAGGAGGGGUAGAGUUUGGGGGGGGGGCACAGCCCCAUAGCGAGCUUGGCCCCACAGCGAGUUCAGCCCCGCAUCCCUGGGGCAGGAUCCAGCCACACAGCAAACUCAGCCCUGUCUCCCUGGGGCAGGAUUGGCCCCGCAGCGAGCUCGGCCCCGCAGCGAGCUCAGCUCCACACCUCUGAGGCAGGAUCCAGCCCCACAGCAAACUCAGCCCCACGCAAGCUCAGCCCCACACCCCUGGGGCAGGAUUGGCCCCUCAGUGAGUUCAGUCCCACACCCUGGAUCCAGAGCAGCCCCAUAGCAAGCUCGGC
Messenger RNA from Haliaeetus leucocephalus (bald eagle), 1232 nucleotides. RefSeq names its product Ts translation elongation factor, mitochondrial (gene TSFM). Gene Ontology annotation, biological process: mitochondrial translational elongation. The transcript has 5 exons. The record is from RefSeq and is a predicted model, not a curated record. Gene Ontology annotation, cellular component: mitochondrial matrix. NCBI's taxonomy places the organism in Eukaryota, Metazoa, Chordata, Aves, Accipitriformes, Accipitridae. Bases 1 to 933 code for a protein of 310 amino acids. Gene Ontology annotation, molecular function: translation elongation factor activity.